This is a messenger RNA of Bipolaris zeicola 26-R-13, 714 nucleotides long. RefSeq lists its product as uncharacterized. The record is from RefSeq and is a predicted model, not a curated record. The transcript is spliced from 4 exons. Bases 1 to 714 code for a protein of 237 amino acids. Gene Ontology annotation, cellular component: cytoplasm. NCBI's taxonomy places the organism in Eukaryota, Fungi, Ascomycota, Dothideomycetes, Pleosporales, Pleosporaceae. Gene Ontology annotation, molecular function: palmitoyl-(protein) hydrolase activity; carboxylic ester hydrolase activity. Gene Ontology annotation, biological process: protein depalmitoylation.
AUGGCUCACAAAGCACCUCUAAUCGUCCCUGCGCUCAAGCGACACACCGCUACGGUCAUCGUGGCUCAUGGACUCGGAGACAGCGGGGCUGGCUGGAUAUUCCUCGCAGAGAACUGGCGCAGACGAAGCAAGUUUGAGGAGGUCUCCUUCAUCUUUCCGAAUGCUCCAAAUAUCCCAAUCUCCCUGAACAUGGGCAUGAGUAUGCCAGGAUGGUACGAUAUCAAAGAGCUGGGUAAUCUGGAUGGCCGCAGCGAGGAUGAAGAAGGCAUCAUCCAAUCUCAGAAGUACUUCCAUUCGCUCAUCGACCAGGAGGUUUCGAAAGGCAUAGCUGCAAACCGCAUAGUGAUCGGAGGCUUCUCGCAGGGUGGCGCAAUGUCCAUACUUUCAGGAGUAACAUACAAGGAGCAGCUGGGAGGCAUUUUUGGCUUGAGCUGCUACUUGCUCUUGCAGAACAAGAUCAAGGACAUGAUUCCAACCAGCAACCCGAACCAAAACACCCCCAUCUUUAUGGGCCACGGCGAUGCAGACCAAGUGGUCGCACACAAAUGGGGAAAGAAGAGUGCUGAAGAGCUCGAGAAGCAUGGAUACAAAGUUGACUUCAGGACCUACAAGGGCCUCGUCCACAGCGCCGAUCCCGAUGAGAUUGACCACCUCGAGUCAUACCUUAACCAACAAAUACCUCCGCUAGACAAAAAUUCAGAGUCAAGCGCCUGA